Messenger RNA from Rotaria sp. Silwood1, 1095 nucleotides. NCBI's taxonomy places the organism in Eukaryota, Metazoa, Rotifera, Eurotatoria, Philodinida, Philodinidae. The record is from the annotation of a GenBank genome assembly.
AUGGGUAAUUAUACAUCAACAGCAACUGUUACCAAUGAACCAGCAACGAUCAUCACCCACAGUACUGGUGUGCUGCCUCACAGUGCUUGUCGAAUUAUUCAAAACUUUCUUCUCGUCUGGCUCGAUGCCAAUUUUGAUGAAUCAGACAGUGAUUUUAAAAGUUCGCUGCAACAUCUUCGAAAAAUUGUGGCAUCCAUCACAACGUUUACGGAUGCUCAACAAUGCGUUAAUUUCCUAAGUGAAAUCAAAAAAGAAAAGGUAUUUAUGAUCGUAUCAGGUUCCUUGGGUCGUCAAAUAGUACCAGAAAUCGAAGCAUGGCCACAACUGGAAGCAAUUUAUGUGUUUUGUGGCAACCAAUCGGUUCAUGAACAAUGGGCUAAAAAAAUAAGCAAGGUUAAGGGUGUGUACACAAAAAUAGAACCAAUUUGUCAAGCACUUGAAGUCGAUCGACAACGAUGUGAUCAAGCUAUGAUCCCGAUCAGCUUUAAUGGUCGUGAUGCAUUAUUUAUGUAUACACAAUUGUUAAAGGAAGCGCUUUUGGAAAUUGAAGAUGACGAUGUCAAAUCGAUUAAAGAUCUCAUAGAAUAUUGUCGUCUACAAGAUGAUGUUGAUGAAGAUGAAAUAAAAAAAGUGCAGCGAGAAUACCGAAACCAGACACCAAUUUGGUGGUAUACGGCUCCUUAUUUCAUGCACUCAAUGCUCAAUCGUGGACUCCGAGAAAUGGAUGUCGAUAUUAUCCUGAAAAUGGGCUUUUUCAUCCGACAUCUACAUCAGCAUAUUACAAAAUUACAUUCUGAACAGCAAGGAAACAUGCCAACAAAUUUUCAAGCCUUCCGUGGACAAGGUUUGUCCAUGGAAGAUUUUGAAAAAAUGAAAAAAACCAAAGGAGGACUUAUGUCCUUUAAUAAUUUUCUGUCGACAAGCCGCAAUCGCAAGAUUUCCAUGGAAACCUUCGCACGACCAGCAGCAUUUAAUACAAAUUCAGUUGGCAUACUGUUCAUUAUGAACAUUGACACGGCUAUUUGCACAAAAUCAUCAACACCUUUUGCUGAAGUUACAAUUGAAGAUUACGAAUAUUAUUUUGAUCAAUUUUAA